Messenger RNA from Carlito syrichta (Philippine tarsier), 3236 nucleotides. It is a transcript of the gene PIP4K2A, whose product is annotated as phosphatidylinositol-5-phosphate 4-kinase type 2 alpha. Lineage: Eukaryota; Metazoa; Chordata; Mammalia; Primates; Tarsiidae. Bases 32 to 1075 code for a protein of 347 amino acids. The transcript has 9 exons. Gene Ontology annotation, molecular function: phosphatidylinositol kinase activity. The record is from RefSeq and is a predicted model, not a curated record. Gene Ontology annotation, biological process: phosphatidylinositol metabolic process.
CAAUGAACUGAGCCAUGUUCAAAUCCCUGUUAUGUUGAUGCCAGAUGACUUCAAAGCCUAUUCAAAAAUAAAGGUGGACAAUCACCUUUUUAACAAAGAGAACAUGCCGAGCCACUUCAAAUUUAAGGAGUACUGCCCAAUGGUCUUCCGUAACCUGCGGGAGAGGUUUGGAAUCGAUGAUCAGGAUUUCCAGAAUUCCUUGACCAGGAGUGCACCCCUGCCCAAUGACUCCCAGGCACGCAGUGGAGCCCGUUUUCAUACGUCCUACGACAAAAGAUAUGUCAUCAAGACUAUAACCAGUGAAGACGUAGCCGAAAUGCACAACAUCCUGAAGAAAUACCACCAGUAUAUAGUGGAAUGUCAUGGGAUCACCCUUCUUCCCCAGUUCUUGGGCAUGUACCGGCUUAAUGUCGACGGAGUUGAAAUAUAUGUUAUUGUUACAAGAAACGUGUUCAGCCACCGUUUAUCUGUAUAUAGGAAAUAUGACUUAAAGGGCUCUACAGUGGCUAGAGAAGCUAGUGACAAAGAAAAGGCCAAAGAACUGCCAACUUUAAAGGAUAAUGAUUUCAUUAAUGAGGGCCAAAAGAUUUAUAUUGAUGACAACAACAAAAAGGUAUUCCUGGAAAAACUGAAAAAGGAUGUUGAGUUUCUUGCCCAGCUAAAGCUCAUGGACUACAGCCUGCUAGUGGGAAUUCACGACGUGGAGAGAGCCGAACAGGAAGAGGUGGAGUGUGAGGAGAAUGACGGGGAGGAGGAAGGGGAGAGCGACGGCACCCACCCUGUCGGGACCCCUCCAGACAGCCCUGGGAAUACAUUGAACAGCUCACCACCCUUGGCUCCAGGGGAGUUUGAUCCGAACAUUGACGUUUAUGGAAUUAAGUGCCAUGAAAACUCACCCAGGAAGGAGGUGUACUUCAUGGCCAUUAUUGACAUCCUUACUCAUUAUGACGCAAAAAAGAAAGCGGCCCAUGCUGCAAAAACUGUUAAACAUGGCGCUGGUGCGGAGAUCUCAACUGUGAACCCAGAACAGUAUUCAAAGCGCUUUUUGGACUUUAUUGGCCACAUCUUGACGUAACCUUCCGCGCAGCUUCGGACAGACAUGAGCAUGGAUCAGACAGAGGUGGCUUCGGUGUAGGAAAAAUGAAAACCAAACUCAGUGAAGUACUCAUCUUGCAGGAAGCAAACCUCCUUGUUUACAUCUUCAGGCUGAGAGACUGAUUUGGGAGCUACUCGCUUUACAGCUACCUGAUACUUUCCAGCGUCGUUCUAGCUAUUUCUGACUGUGUGUGUGCGUGCGUGUGCAUUUUAAAGUAAUUCAUUAAUUAAUUAAAAUCAGUCAGCUCCAGUCAGAAUGCAUUCUGAAAAACCCUCUGAUUCCAGCUGUAACUGAAUGAACGAAUGAAUGAAUGCACAUGUGUAGGGGGAGGGGAGAAGGAAAUGCAUGUCAGAGCAACCAUGUGGACAUCACACGAUAAACUGUGGAUCAGUUUAUUUAUUUUUUUUUUGAGUUGAAAGAUGUGAGACAGUAUUCAUAAUAAUAAUGAAGAUAAUAAUAAUGAUAAUAAUAAUGAUGAUGAUUCAGAGGAAAAAAACUUACCAUGAAUGUUACACUUCCACCCCGCACGCAGACACUCCUUAACAGUUGUAACCCAAGGCCCCGGCAUCGGACGGGAGAAUGCAGGCAUCGCCAUGUGUACUGGUUAAGGGUCCUGUCCCCAGCGGUGCCGGGACCCCCAGUGUCACGGAGCAGCCACCCCUCCCCGACAAGGAGCUGAUGCCCCAGUGACUCUGUCUACACGUCUUCACCUUAGUAAAUAUGUCCAGGAAAACUGCUUACUUCUCUUUUCUUGCCUGGAGCCUUCAUUGUUACACCCUUAUGUUGCAGUAUAGGAAUUAAUGAUAUAAAAUGAAAAUAAAGCUCACCUGAAAAGUGCAUAGUUUGGGGCAAUGGUGUCUACAUCUCUCACUGCAGGAAGACAAGCAAAGUGUUAAAACUCUCAAUUCUCCUGUCACUGAGUGCAUAUAAGGUGUUUAUGUUUGACCAUGAUUUAAACAGUGGGAUUUUAUUAUGAAUUAUCCCUUUAACUGAAACCUUCAGUUUUACUGUUUACAUUAUUAGAAAAACAGGGAUAUUUUUGAAUCUAAAAUUUUAAUGUACAGCAUGUGAUUUUUGAAGUUUACAUGUAAAGUCAUUUUACAGUGUAGGUGAAAUAAUGUGUGUCAUAUUUUGAGAUGUAUCCUGCAAGUCAUGUUUUUGAGUGAAUGUUUUAUUCAAAGUACAUGGCAGACAGUCUUUUACAAUAAAAGGAAAAGAAUUUUUUGUUUCCUCUAGAUGUACAUUUAUCAACCUAAUUUUCUUAAAAAAGAGGUUUCACCCCAAUUUGGUCAUGUAAGUUCAUUGCCCUAAACUGUGCUGAUUGUUUUUAAUCAAGUUAUACAUUCCCAGCCUAGAUCAUGUAUCUGCUAACUUUUCUGCAUUUUCUGAAAGGCAUCAAGCUUAAGACAUUAGACUUGCUUAGAGUAGAUUAUUCACUUACCUGCUGUGCUAAAGCUGUGCCUUUGAAAUUUUUUGUUUCAAACAUGAGAUAAUUUUUGUAGGCAGUUUCAGAAAAGAAAAAAAAAAGUCUACCCUUUAAUUAUUACUUACAACUCAACAAAUCUCUCUGCCCUACUACCUUUUUAAGUAACUUUACUUCAGGGCUAUCCAGACUGUAAGUUGUGCCCAAUGUUUGUGGAUUCAUUUCACAGAAUCUUUGGAAGCCAGCAGCUAUGCCAUUCCUACUACUGUCUACUGACUUCACAUAGAUUUGUUAUCCUCGGCAGCUGAUGUUAACACCACCAUAACAUAGUUGUCAAAUUCAUAUUUUAUGUGUUUAAAUUAAUUGAUACUAUGAUUUGGAUUUUCCUCCUGCACCAUCAAUUCUGACAUCAAAUCAGUUUUCAUGUUUUGAAGUUGUACUGUGGUGUCUUUGACCCAAGACGACAAAAGGAAGACCCUGAAGUAAAGAUAGGUACACAUGCAUUAUUUGAGUAACUAUUUCCUUUGUGGCCAAUCUGUAUAUGCUUUUAGAAGUUUACAAAUUGCUUUUAUUUUUGUCUAUGACAGUCUCUGUCAUUUAUUUCUGUUGAUAAACUAUUUGGACAGAGUAAGAAGUUUGCCCUGUAUCUCCUAGUGCUAACAAUACACUCCAGUCAUGAGCCGGGCUUUACAAAAUAAAGCACUUUGAUGACUCACA